AUGACAAAUAUUAUGGCAAGUGUUGAUUUAAAAAAUUGGCCAAUCCUUAGUCUGCUUAAUCGUGAAUUUAUCAACGGUAAAGUAUACGCACUAGGAAGCAACACGUCAGGGUGUUUGGGCACAGGUGACACUCACAGCACUUUGUAUCCUGUAAAAAUAGAAGCUCUGACUCUGAAAGGUGUCAAGACAUUUGCAUUUGGCGUGGGACCUCAUGUCCUGGCACUUACUAAUAAAGGAGAAGUUUACUCAUGGGGGCACAAUGGUUACUGCGAGCUAGGAAAUGGAUCAUCUAAUCAAAAUCCAUUGCCAAGUAAGGUUGCUUCUAAUUUUGAGGACAAACCUAUCGUUUAUGGAUGGGGACAAAAUACUUGCGGACAAGUUGGAAGUGGUAUAAGUACUAAUCAAAAUACUCCACGUAAAAUAAAUUCUGGAUUAGCUGGUAAAAAAAUAAUUCAGAUAGCAUGCGGACAAACAUCAAGUGUUGCCGUUACUAAUAACGGUGAGGUUUAUGCAUGGGGUAAUAACAGUGUUGGCCAAUUAGGAGUUGGUACUUACAUUAAUCAAUUAAGUCCUCAAAAAGUCACUGGACUGACUGGAAUUGUAAUUGCUAAAGUUGUUUGUGGCUAUUCACAUACAAUGGCAUUGAGUGACGAAGGUGAUGUUUACGUAUGGGGAGGCAAUGGAUAUGGACAGUUGGGUUUAGGAACUAAAUCGAACGCAUGUCAACCGGUUAAACUGACAAUUGGAGACAUGGGUAGAGUAAGUGACAUUGCAGCAAUACACUGUAAUCACAUAAGUGCAGCAUUAGCUGAGGGUGGAAAAGUUUAUAUGUGGGGUCAAUGUCGGGGUCAAACAGUGACAACACCAACAGUGACUCCAUUAUUGCACUUACACGAUGUACUUGCUUGCUACUCAACACCAAGUGUUAUGCACGAGCCUCUCGUACUCUAUGCUGAAGAUGAAACAAGUAUUUUGGAUUGUUUAAAACAAGCCUUUGAUGAUUCUACUCACAGUGAUUUGACAAUACAAGUACAGGGAAAACCUAUUUAUGUACAUAAAGCUGUUUUAAAAAUACGCUGUCAAUAUUUUAGAUCAAUGUUUCAAGAGCAUUGGACUGAAAAUAACCAAUCUGUUAUUGUGCAUGAUGAAUUUUCAUAUGAUGUCUAUAGAUCAUUUUUAAAAUAUUUAUACACUGAUCAAGUUGAUUUACCACCUGAAAAUGCAUUAGAACUAAUGUAUCUUGCAAAUGCGUAUUUUGAAACACAAUUAAAAGGAAAAUGUGUACAAAUGAUAAAACGCGGGAUAACUAUAAAUAAUGUUGCUUUUUUAUAUAAAACUGCGAUUGAAUACAGUUCCAAAGAAUUAGAAGACUUUUGUUUUAAAUUUGCAUUAAACCAUAUGACAGCAGUAAUCCAAACAUCUCACUUUUCAAAACUAGACGAAGCAACAUUAAAGACAUUUAUUACCAAAGCUGCUCAUGCUGGUGCAUUUAAAACAUGA
Messenger RNA from Cotesia congregata, 1500 nucleotides. The record is from the annotation of a GenBank genome assembly. NCBI's taxonomy places the organism in Eukaryota, Metazoa, Arthropoda, Insecta, Hymenoptera, Braconidae.